UACAAUAUGUAUAAGCUGCAUAACAUGGUUAAAUUAUGAUUUGUAAUUUCAUUUAUAUAGCCUGUGAGUUUAUAAAAAAUAAUUUAUUAUUGAGUUGGAAGAUAUUUUGAAUAUUUAAAUACUCUAAGAUGUUGCGGUACCUGUCAGCGUUAACAUUCCUUUCAAUUGCUUUAAGUGGUACAAGUCGAGAAAAAAAAAUUGUUUGCUACUUCGGUAGUUGGUCAGUAUAUCGACCAGAAAACGGACGAUUUGAUAUUGCUGAUAUUAAUCCACAAUUAUGUACACAUUUAAUUUAUACAUUUGUUGGUCUUUCUGAAGAUGGUAACAUAAGAGUUUUAGAUUCUUGGCAAGACUUACCGGAUAAUUAUGGAAAGAAUGGAUUUGGCAGAUUUAAUGCUCUUCGUGAAAAGAAUCCGAGACUUAAAACUUUAAUUGCAAUUGGAGGAUGGAAUGAAGGAUCAAGAAAGUACUCGAGUGUCUUUCGACAAUCACAUUUAAGAUCUAAAUUUGUGAAUAAUACAUUAACAUUUAUCAAGAAAUAUGGUUUCAAUGGUCUAGACAUAGACUGGGAAUACCCUAAUCAACGUGGUGGAUCAUCCGAAGACGUUAACAAUUUUACAUUACUUCUGAAAGAACUUAAAGACAAAUUCAAUCAAGAAAAAUUUCUUUUAAGUAUUGCUGUUGCUGCCACAGAAUCGUCUGCAGGUAAAUCAUAUAAUAUUAGAGAGAUGUCAAAAUAUGUUGAUUUCAUUAACGUCAUGGCUUACGACUUACGUGGAUCUUGGGAUGACAAAAAAAGAGUCGGAAUAAAUGCACCACUUCGUUCCUCAUUAAAAGAAGAUCACCUACUAUCAAUUUGGAAUAUCGAGGCUAUAAUAAAAUACUGGAUUGAUCAGGGAGCCUCUCAGGAAAAGAUUAUACUGGGAACCGCUUUUUACGGCAGGUCAUUUACUUUAGUAGAUUCAAGUAAACACAAUGUUGGUGACUCUUUCACAGGUCCUGGAAAUUCUGGAAAAUAUACCAGAGAGUCGGGUAUGUUAGGAUACAAUGAAAUUUGUGAACUUCAAAAAAAUGAAAGAUGGACAACUGUAUUUGAUGAAGAACAGCAAGUUCCAUACUCUUUCAAUGGUAAUCAAUGGGUUGGAUAUGAUGAUGUUCGGUCAUUGAAAAUAAAAGCCGAGUAUAUAUUAAAACUGGGAUUAGGAGGUGUCAUGCUGUGGAGUAUAGAAACAGAUGACUUCAGAGGAAUUUGUGGAGAGAAGUAUCCUCUAUUAAAAAUGUUGAACAGUGUUUUGAAUCACGAAUUAUCAUCAACUAAAAAUCCAACUAUUCCAGAAAAAACUCCUUCAACACAUUCGACAAGUACUGAACCAUCAAGUAGUACAGAUUUACCUGUAAAAUUACCAAGUACUCCUGCCAUGAAUAAUAAUGUUUGUCAAACUAUGGGAUACGUUCGAGAUUCUAUAGACUGCAGUAAAUUUUAUUAUUGCAAUCUUAUUGACAAAAAAUACCAAAUCUCUCAUUUUCAGUGCCCACCAGGAACUUUUUUCGACAUGACAAAUUUUGUCUGCAACUUUGAACAUUUAGUUAUGUGUUAAAAUAUUAUCUACUGUUGAAAAUGUAAAUCAAGUGAUAUAAACUUAAACUUUAGAAGGAUUAUUUUAAACCGUCCGCCACACACUUUGUAAAAGAUUCCAUCUAUGCCUUUUAACAAAAUCCUUUUUUAAUUUAUAAGAGUAAUUUACACUGAAAUCUGUGUCGGUGUCGGUUUACAUAGCUUGUACGUGAAGAAAGGCAGGCACAGAUCCAGAGGGGGGCACAUGUUUCCACGUGAAAAUUCCAGAAUUGAAUUUUUCAGAUAAUAUUGAAUUAAGAAAACAAAUAUAAUAAAGCAUAUUAAUAAAACUUUAUUGUUUAACCCUCA
Molecule: messenger RNA, 1924 nt
Organism: Leptopilina boulardi
Lineage: Eukaryota; Metazoa; Arthropoda; Insecta; Hymenoptera; Figitidae
Product: chitinase-3-like protein 2
Exons: 6
Coding region: 129-1598 (489 amino acids)
Biological process (GO): chitin catabolic process; carbohydrate metabolic process
Cellular component (GO): extracellular region
Molecular function (GO): chitinase activity; chitin binding
Source: RefSeq, a predicted model, not a curated record